Ceraceosorus guamensis is the source of this 1248-nucleotide messenger RNA. RefSeq lists its product as hypothetical. The annotation marks the transcript as partial. Gene Ontology annotation, cellular component: U2-type post-spliceosomal complex; U4/U6 x U5 tri-snRNP complex; U5 snRNP. The transcript has 2 exons. Gene Ontology annotation, biological process: generation of catalytic spliceosome for second transesterification step; RNA splicing. The record is from RefSeq and is a predicted model, not a curated record. Lineage: Eukaryota; Fungi; Basidiomycota; Exobasidiomycetes; Ceraceosorales; Ceraceosoraceae.
UCCACACUGCGAUGCGCUCACUGCACACAUUCACGGAUUUCAAUUCGCACUCGGCAUCGAUCCCCGCUCCCAUCCUCUGGAAAAAAAAAGAAAACAAUCCGAACCGCGCACAACCCUGCCCAUCACCGACUUGCGAAAGCGGCCGAGACGCUUGCGCACUGCACUGCACUGCACUGCACCCGACCCGCUCGCAAGCUAUGGACGCGCUCAAGGCUGAGAUUCGAAAGCGCAAGGCGGAGGCGAGGAGUGGUGGGGGCGGAGCAGGUGGAUAUGGGGCUUUGAGCGAUGUGGAAGGCGAAUCGUCUUUGCAGGGCGCUCAUAGCAAGCAACCGGGGAGAGGCGCAGCGCAAGCGGUCGAGCAGGAACGAGGAGGGCAAGAGAAGAGGCGAGAAGAAGAAGAAGAGGUGCUGCUGCUGCUGGCGGAGGAGAAGAGGAGAGCUUUGAAAGAGGCUAGAGCUGAGAGGGAUAGAAAGAGGGCAAAGAAGCUGAACGUGAAUGGCAGCGCGGUGGAUGGAUGGGGUGGUGCGAGGGAUGAUGGGAAUGCUAGCGGCUCUGCAGAUGCGACUGCGACUGCUGCUGCUUCGAAGGAUGCAUCUCUCGUUGAUUCUCAAGAUGCGACCGCAGCUGCAGCUGCAGCUGCUCACUCCCUCUCCGAGCUCGAUUCGAUACUAGAGACGCAAAGGGGUCUACGAGCCAAAGGCGAGCCUAUCCAGUUGUUUGGAGAGAGCAUCAAGGAAAGGAGGUUGAGAUUGAGAGCUUUGGAAUUGUUGGAGGAGAGAGGCGGUGGAGCUGGAAGGAGCGGUCAAAAUGAUUUCAUGAGAGCAAUGGCUGGUGCGGAAGCUAAAGAUGCAGAGGUGGCUUUGGAAGCUGCUAGGAGGGCGGAAUUGGGCAUGUCGAGUUCUGCUACUAAAUCCAACUCGGCAAAAGAAGGCAAGAACGCGCAAGGCGAUGCGCAGGAGGGCAGCGAGGAGGCGCAGAAGAGGGAAAAGGAAAGCGUGGUGGAGGAAAAGGGAAGGGAAGGUGUGGGGAUGAAUAGCUUGUUGGAUUUGGAAUUGGUCAAGAAGGAUAUAGACAAGGUCUACCCCAUCAUCUACUACACGCUCAAGGGUCUCUUGAGGGACUGGGAAGAAGCUCUUGCUCAAAGGAGCCUCGAGGUGCGCCAAACCACGCAGGGAAAGCUCAUGGCAGCGACGCAAGUGCAAUCUGCCGAGUAUCUAAAGCCGCUCUUCAAGCAGCUACGUCAAAGAG